Messenger RNA from Notolabrus celidotus (New Zealand spotty), 2770 nucleotides. RefSeq names its product F-box and leucine-rich repeat protein 18 (gene fbxl18). Lineage: Eukaryota; Metazoa; Chordata; Actinopteri; Labriformes; Labridae. The record is from RefSeq and is a predicted model, not a curated record. The transcript is spliced from 7 exons. Gene Ontology annotation, biological process: SCF-dependent proteasomal ubiquitin-dependent protein catabolic process. Gene Ontology annotation, molecular function: protein binding. The coding region runs from base 177 to 2333 and encodes 718 amino acids.
CGUCAGUGUGCAUCACUGAAAUCAGUCCGCCCAGUCAGCGGCUGAAUAUCCAACAUCCACCCGGCUGCGGUCCUGUAGAGCAUUUAUCAGGAGUCAUGGGGCUCCUGCUGUCUCGAUGAACAUCUGAAAUCCUGCGGAACAUGAGCUGGUGAACCGUGAGAGAGAUUUCAGAGGACAUGGAUCGACAAAUUGAACAGGCUGUAUGUGACGAGGACACAAUGUCUUCCAGCACGGUGGGAAUGUCAGACUUAUCUGAUGAGAUCCUGCUGUGCAUCCUCCGCCAUGUUCCAGUGUGCAACCUGCUGAUGAAUGUAGCAAACGUCUGCCACAAGCUACGCACACUGUGCCAUGACAAGACCCUGCUCUCAAACGUCAGCUUGUCUGAGGAGUAUCAGGCCGAUGACCUGUUGGUUCGGCAAAUAUUGAAGCAGCUAGCCAAUCACGUGCAGUCUCUCAGCCUGAACGGUUGCUACUGGCUCUCCGGUUCUACGAUGGAGCUUCUCGCUCGCUGCAGAGGAGUAACACACCUUGAUGUGACUGGCUGUCGCAUUACCUCCCUCCGCCUCUCCCGCCUCCUCACCUCUCUCUCUCUGCUCAGAUCUCUGGCUUUUGAUGUGAUGCCAGGCUUUAACUCCGCUCAGCUCAGUUCAGAGGCAGUGGAUUCUCUGAGCCGCCUGUCGGAGCUCAGACAAACGCUGUUGACUCCAAGUUACGGUGUGGUGCCGUGCUGUGCACAACUCCGCAAGCUGAUGCUGCAGUUUGACAUCCCUGAUGUGACCAGAGAGGGUGUGGGAGUGUGCUGUCAGCUGAUGGUGGGUCAGAGCAGUGUGCCUCAUUACCAGCAGCUGGAAGAGUUCACAGCCAGGCUGGCUCCAGGAGAGGUAAACCAGACCUUGUUGCUGCUCUACCUGGCUGUGUUCAGCGUUCACGUUCCAAAGCGCCUCCGAGUUUUCCUGGUGUCGAUUCCUGGACCAAAUCCCGCUCACUGGCCUGCCGCUCCCUCCCUGGCUCAGAGUUUGGGUCUACAUGGUGACCUAGAGGCCCUGCAGUUGCCUCGCUCCUGGCUGGAUUCCUUGUCCCUGAAGAGAGCCCUGGAGGGAAACAGUCCGAAACACCUCAGUUUCAGUCGCUGCCCAGCGAUGUGGCCUCAGGUGUUCCGGUCUCUACUAGAUGGAGGGGUUCGAGAUUCUGCUCAGCUGACCAGCCUGAACCUCAGCGGGAUCAAUCAGGUCCUUUACUCGGAGUGCAGGAGUGUGGAUGAUCAGCUGGUUCCUGGGACAAUGGGCCAGCUUGCAGUUGGUUGUUCCAACAUUAAACACUUGAACCUGAUGCACACACACUAUCAUCAUGAAAGCUCCCCUGGACCACCUGGAGAAACACACUUGUGUGCCAGCUUGGCCAAAUUCAAACACCUGCACUCUCUCACUCUGCCUGUUUGUGCUCUGUCAGACGGGUUGAACACUCAUCAGAUCUCUACAAACAACACUCCCUCAGGGUUGUUCCUGGGGCUGAAGAAGCCUCCUCGCGUUGGGCUCCAGAACUACAAACCUGACUCGGAUGCCUCUCUGUCAGGAGACAGCACUACAGGGCUCUCUCAGCUCUUAGCAGACUCUCAUGUUUUACGAACAGUAGAGCUGAUCGGUCCAGGUUUUGUCUCUGUGCUGCCUCGGCUCGAGCCCUGCUCUCGUGCCAGCGUGGAGCCUCGUGGUAUGUGUGCGUGGGCACGAGGGGUUGGUGAUUCACACUUAGCAGCACUAGAGGCUUUGCCUCGAUUACGUCGCCUGACUCUGGCUGGGCUUCCUGGGGUCCUCAGGGGGACGGGGCUGGCACAGCUGACCAGGCAGUGCAAAGAUUUAAGGAUAUUAUCCCUCGCCAACAUUGGAUCUUUAAAAACCAUGAACUAUUCUUCUGCGUUACUGGAAACACUCAAACAGUGCACACAACUACAGGAACUCAGGUUAGAGCAGCCCUACCUGAACGCCAACGCGGCGUUCUUCGAGGCUCUGUCUUGUUGCUCCCGUCUGCAACGUCUCUGCCUCAUCUCACGCAGCGGCACCUUUGACCCCUCUGCCACAGAGACCUUCAUGGAGCGCUGCCCUCAUGUCAUCAUGUGCCACAUGUUCAUGGGCGGCACCUUGGUAGCUUGUCGUACGCUGCAGAAGACGCUGGUUGACAGAUUCUCAUCUGAGCGCUCAGCGCUGAGUGUGGUCAUCUAUCCGUUACAUCAUGAGGACUUGCCUUCAGUCAUCAGAGACAUCCCACUAACUCUGCUGGAUCGGAUCACGUUGUUCCAGAGCCAUGUGGCCCAACCACCUCAUUUAUCACCACUGUGACACCACUUGCUGUGAUUGGUGCUCAACAGAAUGAGGUGCUCUUUUUGUCUGCUGCAAAUAAAGUUUGCAAAUGAAGAGUGUGAUUGUCAUAUGAGCAGGGAUUUCUUAUUGUGUCAUUUGUAACUUCAGCAACUGUUUCAGGGCUGUUCAAAAAAAACAACACAUCGACCACGAUUGUUUACAUUUAUAUGUCUGAGUAAUUAAGGUCUUCAAAGGGGCUUUUUCAUCUUGUUGAUCCAGGACAUUUCUCAUUUGGUGCCAUUUAGGGCCUGGAGUUAUGUGAAACUUGAGGCCCAGUCAGAAAGCAUUUCUUUCUAGUAAUCCCAUCUGCUAUUAAAAUAAUAAGUGCCAUAGAAUAUGAAUUAAAGGAUGUAUUUGUUCAUUAACUUGUAAAGGUGAACUGAAUCAAAUCAAUGUAAUAAACUCCAUACAAAUGA